This is a messenger RNA of Penicillium olsonii, 5607 nucleotides long. The record is from the annotation of a GenBank genome assembly. Lineage: Eukaryota; Fungi; Ascomycota; Eurotiomycetes; Eurotiales; Aspergillaceae.
AUGCAUCUCUGGUCUGUCUUAGGGCUAGCAGGCCUGUCGGUAGCCUCCGCGAUUUCCAGCGCUGCCGUUCCGGCCACCACGACAACUACCGUUGCUACGACUACUUCGGCUGUGAAUACUGUGAAAACGGGCUCUACCUCGACGUCUUCAACCUCCACGACCGCCGUCACUGUUGCAACAGAUAGUAAUGGUCAGUUCACCGCGAUUGGUGACGCCAUAGCCUAUGCACAAACCCAUGCUAUCUCGACGGUGACAGUCCUUGCGGGUACAUAUACCCAAGCUGUGACUGUAUCUGCGACUCCAACCGUGACUGUUAUUGGCCAGAGCGAUGUGACCGACGACUACAACCAGAACAAGGUCACUAUCACCAAUAGUGGUACUGUUGUGACCAUCAACAACAAUGUUAAGCAAGUGAGCUUCAAGAACUUGAACUUCGUCAACACUGCAUCUGCCUCUGGUGUCAUGACGUUGAAGGGAAACAAGUACGCCUUCUACGACUGCCAGAUUGUUUCAACCGGAACACUAGGAAUCACCGCCAGUGUUGGUCUUGGAAUGAUCGCCAAUUCCUACCUCGAGGCUGUGGAUAAGGUCAUCUAUGGUGGUGCGAAUAUUUAUGUGUACAACACUGAAAUCGUGCCUGUGGCCAGCUCCGCGCUUCUUGCGUACAUGAAGGGCACCACCCAAACCACCACUUCAACGCUGUACAACUCCACUGUUGUGUUUGAUCAUGUCACAGUCGCCGCCAAAUCUGGAUCGUCGAUCAGCAAUGUCGCGUUGGCCUCUGCUAACGGGGCUGGAAUGGUUGUACUUUAUCGCAACUCGGCUCUCGGUAGCUUGAUCGCAGCGACCGGCGCCCACGUCGACACCACCACUCAGGAUGGGUUUAAUCUGAUUACAGAGUACGCCAAUACUGGAUUGGGCAGCUACUCAAGCAACGCUGUGAAUCGGGCAAAGUAUGUUUCGAUUCUCGACGCGUCGUCGUUGUCACAGUACAGCGUUGGUUCCGUGUUUGCCGCCGCCUACCCCAGCUAUGCUUCCGCUGGUGCCACUUGGGUUGACUCCGCGGUUUUGGCUGCCAUCGACAGCGCGGAUGUGAUCAAUACCUCCACGUCCACCUCAUCCGUCGCUUCUGCCACCUCUCUCGCGUCUUCAACCACUUCUGCACAGACAGUCAUCGCCACCGCAACUAUUGCAGCCACCGCAACCUCUACGUUAGUCGUGAACCCAACUGCCGGCCCCUACAAGAAUGUCACCGCUGCGAUCGCUGCUCUCCCCAGUGAUGGCAAUGAGUACACUAUUUAUGUUAUGGCUGGAACCUACAACGAACAGAUCUCGGUCACCCGCAAAGGUAAAACCAUUCUUCGCGGUGAAACCGCCUUUGAGAACGAUUACACUCAGAACAAAGUCACUAUCUCUUACUCCAAUGGUGUUUUAACCAGUGCCAACAAGAAUGAAGAUACGCCGGUGGUCAAUGCGAAGAACACCGAUGGCAAAGGUCUAGCCAUCUACAACAUCAACUUCCAAAACACCUUCCCUCAGACUACAAACACCGCCGCCCUCGCUGCCGACUUCUAUGGUACCGUGCAGUCGUACGGCUGUUCCUACAUUGGCUACCAAGACACCCUCCUUGCGAACAAAGGCACCCAGGUCUUCUCAAACUGCUACAUCGAGGGCUCUAUCGACUUCAUUUGGGGUUUCUCGACAGCAUACUUCUACCAGUCAGUCAUAGCAACUAACACUGGUGGCUCUUGUAUCGCCGCAAUGAGCCGUUCCUCCUCUACUGCAACUGGAGGGUAUGUGUUUGACAGCUGUCUUGUCACAUACACCUCCAGCUACGGCAGCACAUAUCAGAACACUUGGCUCGGCAGACCCUACUCCUCAUAUAGCCGCGUUGUCUACAUGAACUCAUAUCUCGAUAAGCACAUCAACCCUGCAGGCUGGCAUGUGUGGUCUACCAGCUCCCCUCAAACUGACAAUGUGAUAUUUGGGGAGUUCAAUAACAGCGGCCCAGGAAGCUGGUCCAGCAGCCGUGCAUCAUUUGCUACAAAUCUCACCGAGGCCCAGGCAGAAACCUACCAGCUGUCAAACUGGGUAGGGGGAACUGCUUGGCUCGAUAUGGAUGCGUAUGCCUACGUCCCGUCCUAUGACGUUACUGGUGGUGCGAAAACCACUGCCACUGCCACCACUUCGACAACUUCCACAGUAGCGACAGCUGCAUCGACUGCCUCUGCAGUUUGGGCGCACCCUAGCAGUGGUACUAAUCCCCCAGCUGGUGCUGUGCUGGUCAGUGUUUCUGGGUCUGUCAAUGGAUCUUAUGGCAAUCUCACCGAUGCCCUUGCCUCUCUCCCAGAUGAUACAACCACACAGAUUAUCUUCAUGUAUGCCGGAACAUACGAAGAGCAAGUCCCCAGCAUCAACCGGAAUGGUCCAGUGAUGAUCAUUGGCUACACUUCUGGCAACCCCGGCCAGAGUUAUACCGACAAUGAAGUCACAAUCACUUUUGCGCGUGGACUUUCAGUCUCACCCCUCCCCACAGGUCAUUCCGACGCUGAGACAGCAACUGUUGCUACCGCGUCAACCAAGAUUGCCUUCUACAAUGUCAACAUAAUCAACUCGGAUAACCUUGAUGGCUCGGAGUCGUCUUAUGUCACUCUUGCUGCGUCCAUCUAUGGUAAUCACGUUGCAUUCUAUGGCGUUUAUCUCCAGGGAUGGCAAGAUACUCUUCUGACAGGCGCCAAGACUGGAUACCAAUAUUAUGAGUCUUCUUACAUCGAGGGCGCGAUUGACUUUAUCUGGGGAUACUCGAAGGCUUACUUCAAGGGCUGCACCAUCGGCGCCAAGAAGGCAAAGUCUGCAAUCACAGCACAAAGCCGAGCCUCGGCCAGCGCUAUCGGUGGUUACGUGUUCGACCAAACACUCUUCACUGCAGCCGCCGAUGCUACUGUGGAUCUCACGCAGACGGUCUAUCUUGGUCGUCCCUACUCCCAGUAUGCUUCUGUUGUGGUCAAGAACUCGUACCUCGCAGAUGUGAUCAAUCCAUCCGGAUGGAAGGUGUGGUCAGCAAGCGACCCACGAACUUCUGGGGUCACCUUCGCUGAAUUCAACAAUACGGGCCCAGGUAAUUGGGAAAACAAUGCGGCUGCUCGUGAGGCGUUUGGAUACGCUACGCUACUAACGGAGGAUACUUACUCCCUAGCCAGCGUUAUGGAUUCUACUGACUGGAUUGAUAUGACCUACUGGGACUCUAUCAGCACUCCAAGUUCUGUUUUCAAGGCUGUCACCACAACAGCUACUGCAACCUCGGCGGCAGUUGCCACACCAAGCGCCACAGCAGCGUAUGAUGGAACCACUCCUCCCUCCGGUGCAUACAUUGUAUCAAAGACAGAUCUUGGAACCAACGGGACUGUCUACGAUACCAUCCAAAGCGCCCUCAAUGCAAUUCCAACUUCCUCAAAGAUCACACCCACCAUUUUCAUCUACCCCGGUACAUAUGAGGAGCAGCUUGUUGUCAGCAAGUCUGGCUCUGUUGUUUUCGUGGGCUACUCUGAGUCCACCUACGACUAUUCCCAGAACCAGGUCACCAUCCAGUACAACCAUGGCAUUGACACCGGUGCAGACCAGUCCAAUUCUGACGGUGCCACCGUUUAUGCCACCGGGAAUUACUUCCAAGCCAUGAACAUCAAUUUUGUCAACAACAACGGUACUCAGAAAGACAUUGCUACUCUCGGAUUUGCCGUCAGGUCAAGCAAAUACGCCAGCCUCUACGGAUGUCAGGUGAAAGGAAACCAAGACGCUCUUUUGAUUAACGGCAACCUUUUCAUGAGCAACGGAUAUGUCGAGGGUAACAUUGACAUGAUCUGGGGUAGUGGCUCCGGUUACUUCUUGAAUACAACCAUCUCACCAAACGAGGAUGGAAUCAAUCUUACUGCAGACAAGCGAGCUACAAGCUCUACCGCUGGAGGAUUUGUGUUUGACCAGUGCAUAAUCAUCCCGUCCACCGGUGCCGGGUCUAUGUUCGAAAUUUCACUCGGCAGGCCAUGGAGCCAGUAUGCACGGGUUGCAUACAUUGACAGUUACCUUGGCUCCUGCGUUGAAGCUGCUGGCUGGGAGCAAUGGUCUACUUCUAGUCCGCAGACCUCCGGCGUGACAUUUGCCGAAUACGGAAACUAUGGCCCUGGCUCUAGUACUUCGAAACGUGCUUCAUUUGCCUCUCAGCUCGACGACACCAGUGUUGCCCAGUUCGAAUUGUCUGCCUUCUUUGCUACUACCUCUUGGAUUGACUUUACCCAUGUGUUUGGUACACCUUUCGUGCCGGGAACAGCCGUCACCACAGUCCCCGUCUCGAGCACUGCUAUGAGUACCGCUGUCGUGACCGCAAGUUCUUCGGCAAUUGUUUCUGUUCCUACGUCGACAAUCACACUCACAGUGGAUGUGACGUCUACUUCAACGACCGCAGCAUUUAUCACGGUCACUCCUGCUGAUCAGACAUCGACUGUGAAAUCCACCGUUACCUUGACUAUCACACCGGAGGACGUGACAAAGACAUCAACCCUCAAGUCCACUGUCACCAGCACACAAAUUCUAACAGAGCCAACCACAACCUCCACUAAGAUUUCUGUCAUGACGAUUGAUAUCGGGAGCACAAUUACACCUGAUGCAAAGACUGUCACCAAGACCAGUAAGGCAACAACGACGAACACAGUCACAGUCACUGGGAAAAACACCACCAAAACGAUCAAGAGCACUGUAACCUCGACAUCAACUGUUGCCGCCCAUGCGUCAACUAUUACCAGUAAAGAGACAUCAACUGUGACGAGCGUCAAAACAACCAGUGCCAAGGCAGGAAAGACUACCUCCGUUGCAACAAUCACAGUUGGAACCGGAGGAACGACAACCGUUAGUGCGAAGGCCACCACUGAAGUCAUUACUUCCACUUCUACCAAAACCAGUAUCAAGACUGUGACCACUACUGUCAGCUGUGACUCUACUGCUAAGCGGAUGAAGCGGGACAUCUUGCCCCGAGCUAACGCCGCCACUGUGACUGACUAUGUCACGGAAAUGGCAUACGUUACCAAGACUUCCACCACAACUAUGCCCCGUGCCACCGAUUAUAUCACCGAUGUCACGACCAAAACAACUCAGCUCAAGGCAGCGACAACCACACAGAUCAUCACAUCUGUCGCCACUAAGCUUUCCACAAGCACCAUUCCAGCCGUCACUUCGAUCACUACCGUGACUGACACAACCUCCGUAGGAAAGACAACAACCCUGAAGGCUACCACUGUCACCAGCAUUGUUACUGCUCUGGCCACCAAGCAGUCCACCGAGACUCUCCCGGGUCAAACCGUCACAGUUGUGAGCCUCAAGACAGCUACUGUGAAAAGUACGUUGGCAUUGCCUGCUACUACAACCACCAUCAUUGUCACAUCGACCAUGAAGAGUACUACCACGCUCCCGGCCUCGACUAGCACUGUCAUCAAGACUUCGACUUUGACCAAUACGCCUUCUGUCACUAUCACAGAUCGUGCAACAGUGACUUCUACCAAGGCCGUCAAGACGACCUCUACCAGUAUUGUCACUGCUACCAAGACCGCAAAGUGCUCUUGA